This is a messenger RNA of Acanthosepion pharaonis, 1611 nucleotides long. NCBI's taxonomy places the organism in Eukaryota, Metazoa, Mollusca, Cephalopoda, Sepiida, Sepiidae. The record is from the annotation of a GenBank genome assembly.
AUGAAUGCUGUGCCGUGUUUAACUUGGAUAAAGCGAGGGGUCGCUAAAUCUAAUCCGGACAAGGUACAGCUUGACAAGGAAAUACUGCGUCGAAUUAUUGAAGAGACAAAAGAAGAGAUCAAAGAACAUGAAGAUGGGGAGAAUGGGGAAGGCACAGAUGAAGAGGCUGAAGUAGAUGCGAUUGCAGACAAAAAACAAACUAAAGGAUCACCUUCUGAGGUUGGUCCCUCAACAUCUGGGGAAGGAAGCAGUUCAUCUAAUGAAAAAGUGACAAAACGAAAAUUAGAUGAUUCCGAUAUGGAUCUAGAUGAUGCUGAUAUCAUAGAUAAAUAUGGAUUGGAUGACUAUGAUGAUGAAGAUGUCUAUUUCCAGCAAGGAAUUGGUAACAUAGUUUAUUAUGCUGAUAAUGAUGAGGACCCAUAUUUGUCAAAAGAUGAUCCUGAAGACAGUGAUGAAGAAGACUUUGAAAUUCAAGCCACAGACAAUUUACUUGCUGUUGGGUGUUCACAAAAGGAUUCUUGUCUCUUGGAGUUUUAUGUUUAUGAUGAACCAGGAAAUUGUUUGUUUGUUCACCAUGAUAUCAUUCUGCCUUCCUUUCCUUUGGCUGUCGAGUGGCUGGAUUUUGAUCCCUCUGAUGACAAACCAGGCAAUUUUGUGGCUGUUGGUUCAAUGGCGUCAACAAUUGACAUUUGGGAUGUAGAUUUAAUGAAUUCCCUUGAGCCUGUCAUGGUUCUGGGGAACAAAAAGAGUCAAAAAAAGAAUAAAAAGAAAGGAUCCGUUCUUGGCCACACAGAUUCUGUGAUCGAUUUGUCAUGGAACCAAAAUGCAAGAAAUGUCUUGUCCAGUGCUUCUGCUGACUGUACAGUAGGUUUGUGGGAUUUGUCAGAAGCAAAAGCUGUUGCCUCAAUCAGGAAGCAUGAAGACAAAGUUCAGUGUGUGAAUUGGCACCCUGCAGAAUCGCAGACCCUCCUGACUGGUGGUUUUGACAACACAGUACGAUUAUUUGAUUGCCGUGAUGCAAGCUACAAUCACAAAACCUGGAACUUUGGGGGUGAAAUUGAAGCAACUGUUUGGAACCAUUUUAAUCCUUUUUAUUUUUAUGCAAGCACCAACACUGGUCAUGUUUACUAUACUGAUGUUCGACAAGCCAAACCUGUUUAUUCCCUGUCUGCUCACAAUACUUCUGCUUCCUGCCUGGCCUUGUGUCCCACAAUACCAGAACUCCUCUUAACUGCUUCCGAAGAUAAAACAGUCAAAAUCUGGAAUGUCAAAGACAACCAACCAAAACUUGUGGUUACUAAAGACAUGGGACUGGGUGGAAUAAUGUGUGUUCUUCCAUGUCCAGAUUCUCCUUUUGUCUUUGCUAUUGGAGGUGAAAAGAACAUGAAAGUUUUGGAUAUUCGCCAAUCUUCUGAAGUGAGAGAAUAUUUCAACACCGGAGAAAGCUCAGGAAUUUGUCUUGAUGGCACAAAGAUUGAUGAGAAAGAAGAUGAAGAAGAUAUGCUUGUGAAAAGAACGAUCUCUAAUGUCAUAUCUGCUGGCAUAGGCUUAUAUCCACUUUUCACUGUGACCACUGCCCCUAGGGGUCGUCUGUGUACUUUUGAAUACUAA